CGGCUGCUUCGUCACGCCUGCCUCCUCCUGCCUGCAAUCGGCUGCAAGAGUGCACGCAGCACAGGCGUGCAUGAGGGACUCGUCGGGCUCGGAACUUUACAUUGGAGCCGCUCAACAUGCACAAGUAAACUCCCCACCCGCGACUCGUCGUUAUCCCGGAAGACACCGGCAGGACUGGAUGGAUUACGCUGCGUCCGAUGAAAUCUCCCCCUUCGCGGAGAGCCACUGAACGGUGGAAGUUGAGCAACGGGCCGAGCGCCGCACGUCUUCUGUCAGUCGUCGCCUCAUCAGGACCUCCGUGCCGUUCGGCAGGCGAGGCGAGACGGCUCGCGGUGCACGUGGUCCAACAUGUUGAGCGCGCACACGGGCAACUUGACCCACCCGGAAUACUUGCAACCGCUCACGGCCGCCUCUGUCACCAUUGAGCUGGACGUGAAGAAGAGCCCUCUGGCUAUGCUGGCCCAGACAUGCUCGCAGAUUGGGAAAGCAGAUCCUCCGGCGUCCUCCAAGGAAAGCACCACGCGCUCCAGCUUUAAAGUGGGAGAGCAGCGUCCACCUUUGGCGGACAUGUGCAGCUUCAAGCCCUACCUCAAAGGAAGCGGUGGCAUUGGUAGAGGUAGCGAUGAUGAAGUGAGCAGCAGCAGUUUGUCCGAGAAAGUAGGAGUCGAGGCCCUUGGCGGCGCUCGUGGGCACAUAGCCAACGCACCGUCGUACGGGCCCCACCCUUUCUCGCCGAGCUGCGGUGAGAAAGGAUCCACCCAACGAUCAGGUGGCACGACGCCCAACCCGCUGCGCCACUCGCCGAAUAGCGAGCGUGAAACUGGAAGCCCGAGCAGCACAAGUAGCGACUGUGGUACGAGCGGCGGACAGUCCCAAAAAGACAUUGACGCAAGCAGGCUGACCUCAGAGGGUCUGCACCUCGCCAACUCUGGCCACCCCCGAGCCAGCGCCAUCUGCGGCGUGAGCAGCUCAGGUGGCAGCCAAUCAGGUUCCGGCCCCGGGCGCCUUACGCCCAGUUCGCCCUACAAGGCGGCUCACCGCCACUUCCCCUUGCCACCGUCCAAUGUGGUCUACCACGGCUCAAUGGCGGGCACCUACGCUGGCUACCCGCCUCAGUUGGGUCCCAAGCAUCCCAGCUCCAUCCCACACGCGAGAGCCUCGCCACCUUUCUUCAUGCAGGGUCUGUGCCGGGAUCCCUACUGCCUCAGCUACCCAAGCCUUCCCCAUGUCAGCAGCGGCCCCUGCAUCCAAGAGCUCUCAAGUCUCAAUUGCAGCUUUCCUUUGGUAUACCCUGCCCACCCGCCACACCCGUUCUACUCCUACAUAUUGCCGAGCAACCCCCACACGUGCAACCGGGAGUCAGCCAGGGCUCCGGGUGACAAGCACUUUACUGCGCCUGAUGAGCUGGUUCACCUGCGGGCACACAUGGCCAUAGAGGCGGACCCCAAGGUUCCGUCCUCGACACCUGCCCGUUGUCUUCAGCACUUGCCCCACUUGAGUGGCUCGGGGGGCUCCGUCCGAGCGCCGCAGAGUAUGGGAAUAGCUCGCUAUCACCCCUACAGUACUUUGCCAUCCGGACCCUACACCAUGGCCGUGCGCUCUUGGCCAACCACAGGCCCAUGCUACCCGCACUAUGCCUUCUACAACCAAAGACUGGAACCUCCAUCGCAUCUGGACUACCAAUGAUGCCUUCAGGGGAUACUUUUAGCUGGGGGACUUUUUGGAUCAAUGUUGACACCACUUCUUGGUUGCACUGAGGAAUUGAGAACUUCAAACCUUGAGCACCCAGUUCAUUCGGAAUGUACGAGGAAAAAAGAGAAAAUAAAUCCUUGUACUUUUGCACCCUCA
Messenger RNA from Syngnathus typhle (broad-nosed pipefish), 1848 nucleotides. RefSeq names its product zinc finger protein 703-like. Gene Ontology annotation, biological process: negative regulation of DNA-templated transcription. The coding region runs from base 349 to 1686 and encodes 445 amino acids. The transcript has 2 exons. The record is from RefSeq and is a predicted model, not a curated record. Gene Ontology annotation, cellular component: nucleus. NCBI's taxonomy places the organism in Eukaryota, Metazoa, Chordata, Actinopteri, Syngnathiformes, Syngnathidae.